Messenger RNA from Colletotrichum gloeosporioides, 1062 nucleotides. Its product is annotated as putative beta-glucosidase K. Gene Ontology annotation, biological process: carbohydrate metabolic process. The transcript is spliced from 4 exons. The record is from RefSeq and is a predicted model, not a curated record. Gene Ontology annotation, molecular function: hydrolase activity, hydrolyzing O-glycosyl compounds. NCBI's taxonomy places the organism in Eukaryota, Fungi, Ascomycota, Sordariomycetes, Glomerellales, Glomerellaceae. Bases 1 to 1062 code for a protein of 353 amino acids.
AUGCCGUCCAUACAGUCUACUCUCUUCUAUGCAGCCGCCGCUAUCAAUAUCCUGAUUAUCCCCAAACACGUCAAGGUCAGUGCAACAAAUAUGUCAGACGCUAUCAAGACUAUCCCUGAGCAUUCCCCUGCUAUCAAGCGAGGAAAGGAAGUUGUUGGGACCACCUGGGAUUUGUCGAAUGGAAGUCUCAUCAUUUUGGCUCUGCUUAAUUAUCGAUGGGCUAAGACACAGGGACCUUCCAACGUCGAGGAGAAGUUGAUGGCCGUCGUGAGUGUACUCUCAGGCUGGUAUGUCGGCCUUCAAUACUUCAAAAUCGGCAUCGCAGCAGUCAACCCCUACUACAUUACGACCCCGUAUGACGCCAUUGCUGCUCAGCUUCGCGAACAAAAUCAGAGUUUCUGUAUCAGUUUUGAACAAGGAAUGCCGGUCUCCCGAACACCGCCGACUCUUGGGAACCAGAUCGUCAAACUGGACUCCGCGUGUGACGGCCUACGCAUGGACUUUUACGCAGGGAACAGCUUCGAAGGGGACAUCGUCGCGACAUCAUUCUGGAAAGACUCUCAUAUCUACCUGAUGAGCGUCAUCAAACCGAGUGUUUCUGGCCCUCACAUCUGGGGCUUAACAAAUACGGGAAAAGCUAAGCUUUACAUCGAUGACCAACUCAUCAUUGACAACACCGAUGGGAGCGAGACGUCUGGAUCGUUCAUGGGUUGCGUUAGUCGCGAGGCACAGGUCAACAUGUCUCUCGUCAAAGGGCAAUCAUACCACGUACGGGUGGGCAACAUUGUGGUUACGCCCUCGAUCAAAGCGUACGAUAAUACUCUUUUCGACAAGGCAUCAGGCAUCCGCAUCGGUCUUUUGCCAAUUCAUGAUGAGAAGGCGAUGCUCCAGAACGCUAUUCAGGUUGCGAAGAAGGCUGAUCUCGUUUUGAUAGUCGUCGGCCUGAAUGCUGAUGAGGAAAAGGAGGGGGGUGACCGUUCUUCAAUAUCUCUUCCAUUAGGUGCCGAUCAAAUGAUCCAGGCAAUUACGUCAGAGCCGUCUAACGUGGCUAUCAUUGUUUAG